AUGACAGCGCUGUCAAUACCAACGACAGAAGAGCAGGUGUUGCAGGCAGCCGAGUUGUCAUUGCUGCCAAAUUUCCUUCAGCAGUCGGGCGUGAACGUACCCCUGCCUCAGAAUAUCAAUUUAUCAGCGGAAAUGCAAGGCAGUGAUACCGAUACAACAAUAGCGCCACAGGCAAACGCCACUGCUGCACCACAGGUAAACACCACCGUCACGCCACAGGUAAAUGCCACUGUCACGCCACAAGCAAAUGUCACUAUCACGUCACAGGCAAACGCCACUGUCACGCCACAAGCAAAUGCCACUGUCACGCCACAAGCAAAUGCCACUGUCACGCCACAAGCAAAUGCCACUGUCACGCCACAAGCAAAUGCCACUGUCACGCCACAGGCAAAUGCCACUGUCACGCCACAAGCAAAUGCCACUGUCACGCCACAAGCAAAUACCACAGUCGCGCCGCAGACAAACGCCACUGUCACGCCACAGGCAAAUGCCACUGUCACGCCACAGGCAAAUGCCACUGUCACGCCACAGGCAAAUGCCACUGUCACGCCACAGGCAAAUGCCACUGUCACGCCACAGGCAAAUGCCACUGUCACGCCACAGGCAAAUGCCACUGUCACGCCACAGGCAAAUGCCACUGUCACGCCACAAGCAAAUGCCACUGUCACGCCACAAGCAAAUGCCACUGUCACGCCACAAGCAAAUGCCACUGUCACGCCACAAGCAAAUGCCACUGUCACGCCUCAAGCAAAUGCCACUGUCACGCCACAAGCAAAUACCACAGUCGCGCCACAGGCAAACGCCACUGUCACACCACAAGCAAAUGCCACUGUCACGCCACAGGCAAACACCACUGUCACGCCACAGGCAAACACCACUGUCACGCCACAAACAAGCACCACUGUCACGCCGCAGGCGAACACUACUGUCACGCCACAAACAAGCACCACUGUCACGCCACAGGCAAAUGCCACUGUCACGCCGCAGGCAAACACCACUGUCACGCCACAGGCGAACACCACUGUCACACCACAGGCAAACACCACUGUCACGCCACAGGCCCCAUCACCAACUAAGGUCACCGUUGCUGCGUUAGGUUCUUUGAUGGACUUGAUUUCGUCUUCGUCUUCGUCUUCGUCUUCGUCAGGGUCGUCUACGCCUUUCACACAGGGAGAAAGACCUAGUUAUAUUUUGGGCGGAGGCAACUGA
Molecule: messenger RNA, 1209 nt
Organism: Penaeus indicus
Lineage: Eukaryota; Metazoa; Arthropoda; Malacostraca; Decapoda; Penaeidae
Product: coiled-coil domain-containing protein 8 homolog
Exons: 6
Coding region: 1-1209 (402 amino acids)
Source: RefSeq, a predicted model, not a curated record